Messenger RNA from Musca domestica (house fly), 1425 nucleotides. RefSeq names its product regucalcin-like. The record is from RefSeq and is a predicted model, not a curated record. NCBI's taxonomy places the organism in Eukaryota, Metazoa, Arthropoda, Insecta, Diptera, Muscidae. Gene Ontology annotation, biological process: L-ascorbic acid biosynthetic process. The transcript is spliced from 4 exons. Gene Ontology annotation, molecular function: gluconolactonase activity; calcium ion binding. The coding region runs from base 179 to 1258 and encodes 359 amino acids.
UAUUUUUGAUUUUUUCGAUUGUUUAAUUGUUUAGAAAAAAUCUAAAAUAGUUUUUUUUAUUUGGUGUGAUUGCAUUGAAUUGUGUGAAGUUUUUUUGGUUUGUUGGGCCUUGAUUUUGUUGUGGAAGUUAUUCAACCUAGCCGAUCAGAUACCAAAAAAGAAUAAUCAAAGACUCAAAAUGUUAAGGCUUCCAAGUGGUAAACCAAUUUUGGUGUUGUAUUUUGUCUGCUGCUUGUGGUUCGCCAGACAAAUUGUGGCUGAAAACAAUGUGGAUGAGCCGCUGGUGGAAAAAGUUGUAGUGUCCCUGGAAGUCCAUGUUAAUUCGGAAAAUUUCUCGAUGUCUUACAAAGUCGAACCAUUGCCAGAAUCCCACGCUGAAUUGGGCGAAGGUCCCCACUGGGAUGUGGAGCGUCAAAGUUUGUACUAUGUCGAUAUUCAUGUUGGCAAAAUCUAUCGCUACGAUUACAACGAGGACAAGGUGUACAAGGCACAAAUUGAAAAUGAAACAUUGGCCGGUUUCAUUAUUCCCAUUGAGGGCACAACCAAUGAAUUUGCCGUAGGUGCUGGACGUCGUGUUAUUGUCGUCACCUGGGAUGGUGUAUCGCCUGUGGCUAAAGUUAAGAAAACUCUAUUCGAAGUUCAGCAGGGCGAUCAACGUUUCAACGAUAAUCGUUUCAAUGAUGGCAAAUGUGAUCCCCAGGGUCGUUUGUUUGCCGGUACCAUGAAAUAUGUGGGCGAUGAAUUCGAACAUCGUUAUGGGGAGUUGUACAAAUACGAGAAGGGUGGCAAAGUGGAGGUGGUCAAGAGCGAUGUGGGAAUUUCCAAUGGCUUGGCAUGGAAUGAAAAGACCAAGAAAUUCUAUUACAUUGAUACCACUGAUUAUGAGGUUAAGGAAUAUGACUACGAUUUCGCUACCGGAAAAGCUACCAAUCCCAAGGUGGUCUUUAAUUUACGCAAAAACAGUCCCAAGGAUCAUUUGUUGCCCGAUGGCAUGACCAUUGAUACCGAUGGCAACAUUUAUGUGGCCACCUUUAAUGGUCACACCAUUUUCAAGGUGGAUCCCAAAACCGGCAAUGUUUUGUUGGAAAUCAAGUUCCCAUGCAAGCAGAUAACCUCGGCCGCAUUUGGUGGUCCCAAUUUGGAUAUUUUGUAUGUAACCACUUCAUCUCGUUUUGGCGAACCAGAUCCAGCUGGUACCACCUAUAAGGUUACUGGUUUGGGUGCCAAGGGUUUGCCCAUGACCAAAAUGCAAGUUUAAAGAAAGAAAAGCAGUUUUCCAAAAAAAUAUAAAUUUAGAUGUAAAAUUUUACAUAGACACACAUACACAUACAAAUAUUACGAACAUUUAAAUAUAUAUUUGUGUAAAUAGGAUUUAAACAAUAUUGUUUUUAUAUAUUGACAAUAAAUUAUGAAUGAAUUAUAAAA